Molecule: messenger RNA, 3096 nt
Organism: Phanerochaete carnosa HHB-10118-sp
Lineage: Eukaryota; Fungi; Basidiomycota; Agaricomycetes; Polyporales; Phanerochaetaceae
Exons: 12
Coding region: 169-2799 (876 amino acids)
Source: RefSeq, a predicted model, not a curated record
AACGUGUUCCUUGAUACUCACGCUGUUGAUAUUGUAGUUCAAGAGGAUAAGCACUGAACGGAGUGGUAUAAGGGGCGUGUGCUCGCGCGUUGCACCUCCCCAGGCCCCUCACAGAGCCUGCCCGUGGAGCUCCUUUGUCCUCCAUUACACUCCUUAUUUGAUACCAGGAUGGACUACGACGCCUUCGACGCACUUCUGCAUCAUAUCUUCAGGCAGACCCAAGGGGACGCUUGGUUCAAGCCCUCCGAGGAGAAUAUCCAUGUAGGUGUCUGUCUGCGAGUGGACACAAACAGGUUUCGCGUGUUCCCGUACGAGAACCGCUACCUCGAGCCUUUUGAGGCUGCGGUCCGCGCCCUCAACCCCGUCGUCGCUGUCAAGACCCGUAGCGCCGCCAUCCACGCCGCCCUCGCCAGUGUCAAGGACGAUUCGGAUGCCAUCUACCUGGAUGGAGACACCCGCAUCCAGGUCCUGGACAACAUGACAUGGCUGCCGCGGGCAGACAAGGAACAGUGCGGCGCGUUCAUCCGUGACGAGCGCGUGCUCGUCAUCUGGUCCUACAAUCUCGACGACAUCAUCCCAACAUGCCGCGACUUCGAGGACAAGCUGAUCAAGCUCGUCUGGAGUCAGCGCAUGUCGAUGUUCGGCUCGCUCGGUUCGGAGAUCGACACGUCGCCCGUUAGCUCGGAGCAGAACCUGAAGGCGAUCGUCGACGAGAAGGAGAUCGAGACUCUCGCGAAGGAGAAGGAGCAGAGCGGCAAGGACAGCCGCACGACGGCCAAACACACGUUCGGCGGCAUCUUCAGCUACUUCGUCUCAAAUAAGCAAGAUGUCGAAAAGAGCGCGGAGGGCCCGUCGAGUCGUCCAAUGCGGAUGUUUGCUCCGGUGUAUGGUGGAUUUGCUGUCGCCCUUGCCCUUUUCUUCAUUGGCAGCGGUAUCAGUGUUCUUAUCGUUGAGAGCACCCUCGAUGAAAAUUUCACUCGUUUUGCGCUGCUUGUCACCUCCCCAUUCCUGUUUUGUGUCUCCUUGUUCUUUUGUACACAGAUUGUUGGCAAUCUGUCGAUGAUUAUCGGUCCCGUGGCCCAGUACCAUCAGAACUCGAAAUAUUACUCCGCCGUCCCACCUGCACCGAUCAAGGAAAUUGAUGCCAAUCUUCCCCACGUGUCAAUUGAAAUGCCCGUGUACAAGGAGAGCCUGAAGGAGACCAUCGCCCCGUCCGUCUAUUCCCUGAAGAAAGCCAUGCAGUCGUACGCCCGCCAGGGUGGGACGUCCUCCAUCUUCGUCCACGACGACGGCAUGCAGCUUAUAUCUGAGGAGGAUCGUUCGGAGCGCAUUGCGUUCUACACUGACAACAAUAUCGGCUGGGUCGCACGUCCGCCACACAGCGGUGAGCCGGAUGGCUUUAAGCGCGCGGGCCGUUUCAAGAAGGCGUCGAACAUGAACUUCGGCCUCGCGCUGUCGCUCAAGCUCGAGAAGCACAUGGCUGCGCUCAUUGCCGAGGCUGCGUCGCACGGUGAGGAGGUCGACGAGGAUGACGACAUCGAGGAGCGCGCACUGCAGAUGGCCAUCGAGGAGACGUACAACGACAGCGGGCGGCGGUGGCGGCCGUGGGCGAGCAACGGGAAGAGCAUCCGCCUCGGUGAGAUCAUCCUCAUCGUCGACUCGGACACGCUCGUGCCCGAUGACUGCUUCCGCGACGCGGCGCGCGAGCUCGCCGAGUGUCCCGAGGUCGCGAUCAUCCAGCACGAGUCGGACGUCAUGCAGGUCGCGCACCACUACUUCGAGAACGGCAUCGCGCACUUCACGCGUCGCAUCAACAGGUGCAUCUCCCUCGGCACCGCCAAUGGCGAGGUCGCGCCGUUCGUCGGGCACAACGCGUUCCUGCGCUGGUCGGCGCUCCAGGACGCGGCGUUCGUCGAUCCGGCAGAUGGUGUCAAGAAGAUUUGGUCCGAGACAAACGUGUCCGAGGACUUUGACAUGGCGCUCCGUCUGCAGCUUAAAGGCUACAUCAUCCGCUGGGCGACAUACUCUGAAGGCGGCUUCAAGGAGGGCGUCUCGCUGACUUGCGACGACGAGCUCAAUCGCUGGCAGAAAUACGCGUACGGUUGUAACGAGCUCAUCUUCCACCCGAUGAUCCAUUGGUGGCGCAAGGGCCCCAUCACCAAGCAACUUCGCAUCUUCUUGUGGUCCUCUGCUCCGGUUCACUACAAGAUCAGCAUGAUGGCCUACAUGUUCUCCUACUACGGUCUUGCCGCUGCGGCCGUCCUCUCGGUGAUGAACUACUUUCUCCUUGGCUGGGGCGUCGAGGUCGACGGCUACUACCUGCACAGUUUCGAGAUCUGGCUUGCUUGCACGGUCGUGUUCCCCAUCGCUGGUAACGUCGGCUUCACACUGCUCGAGUACCGCCUCGGCCAGCGCAACCUCCUCGACUCGCUCAUCGAGAACGUCACCUGGGUUCCUUUCUUCUUCUUCUUCUUCGGCGGCCUGAGCAUUCACCUCUCCCAAGCGCUGCUCGCCCACAUGUUCUCGUAUAAUAUCAACUGGGGUGCGACAAAGAAGGAGGUAGAGCGCUCCAACUUCUGGCUGGAGGUGCCCAAGAUCUUGAAGCGCUUUUGGAUCGCCUUCGUGAUCUGCUUUUCCCUAUGCGCUGCCAUGGUCGUCCUCUCUACAAACAUCAUUCCCGCGGCCUGGCAAGUGUUCGGCUUCGACUGGGCCGUUAUCCUCCCGCUUGCGAUCACGGCCGGCUGUCACAUCUUAUUCCCGAUCGUGCUGAACCCCUGGUUCAUGAUUUUCUCGUACUAGAACGAACACUGUCACUAUCCAUCCUCUCGGACUUGCUUUGGGAGAACACUUCCCCACCUCCCGUACACUAAUCGCCCCCUCAGGCUACCCGUAUGUACGCUAUGCUUACCUCCCUAAGUCAUUCUUUUGGGCUGCUUGCAAUACACUGGCGAGCGUUGAUAGUACCUCCCCCUUCUUCUUGGGCCCGUGAGCGUAUUGGACACUAGAACUUACAUGUCGUAAACAAACUUGUAGAACUGCCGUAUAUAGAAUUCACUCGCCACCUUGGAUGUUUGUCGUACACUGCGGCAGUAAAUG